This is a messenger RNA of Nasonia vitripennis (jewel wasp), 1331 nucleotides long. RefSeq names its product cytochrome c oxidase assembly protein COX16 homolog, mitochondrial (gene l(3)neo43). The coding region runs from base 753 to 1040 and encodes 95 amino acids. Gene Ontology annotation, cellular component: mitochondrial inner membrane. NCBI's taxonomy places the organism in Eukaryota, Metazoa, Arthropoda, Insecta, Hymenoptera, Pteromalidae. Gene Ontology annotation, biological process: mitochondrial respiratory chain complex IV assembly. The record is from RefSeq and is a predicted model, not a curated record. The transcript is spliced from 7 exons.
UCUUGAACAUUACAAAGUUCUUAUUAUAAGUUCAGUUAUUAUAGUAUGUAAUACAUUGAAAGAGUUGGACAAUUUUAAUCACGAAAUGGAAGAUCUAAUCUUGCUAGACAACUUUUUAUCGUUUUCUGUAGUGAAAACAGUGAUGAUGAAAAUGACGCGAUCAUGUUUUUCAUUCCGCGUCGUGAACGUAGAAGAAUUCCUCGAAUCAAUAAUUAAAUAGAAACUGUAAUUGUAAGAUACAAUAAUAAUGAUUUUAAAGAAAAAAAGAUACCAUGCAAACAGCUGACGCGGAACGAUUUCACAGUAACAGUACAGCAGCGGAAUUUCGAACGCGGACCGGACUGCUGUACCGCUGCUGGCGUUCUCUCUGGAACACACCCUCAAAGUGAAUAAACAAAUGAUAGUAAUAAAUUUUAAAUUCGAGAUAAAAGUUGAGUAAUAUAAGCACACGUGUUUUACUGAAAAUAAUUUUUAUAUCAUAAUAAAUUGUUAUGGUCAGUAAAGUUUGAAUGCAAUUAAUUAUGCUCGUUUUAGUUAAUACUUACUUCAAAUUAAUAUUCAUACCACUCUAACCUAAAAAUCACAACUUUAACGUGAAUUUCUGACUCUCUUGGUAUAAAAUAUCAAAAUGAGUAAUUGGCCGAUUUAUAAUAAACAUUUAAGAUAUGCCAUACCAUUUGUUAUAUUUAUUAUUGGAGGAUCAUUAGGUCUGCAAGAAUUUACUUCAUUAAGAAUCACGUCACUGGUUAUAAAUGACACAUAGAGAUCGCCUGUUUUUUGUAACAGAAGCUUAUUGGAAAUACUAUGCAUCUAGAGGACGGUUUCGUGCGUAUAUGCUGAAUUUGCUUGGGCAAGAGUUAUCAUGGUACAAAUACCGAAGCACCAACCUUUACAAUCCCAGAGAUGAAAUAAAAAAAGCAGGCCUUGAUAUGACUGAUCUAAAUCAAAUUACUUUGGAGUCACAAUAUGAACACGUAAAAAAGAAGCUGUCAAACUUGCAUUUCCAAAUGCAAAUGACGAUGACAUUAAAGAUGGCAUAAGUGCUUGGCUGGAUACUGCAAACACGCGGCUAAAGAGAGAAGCAAGUGGAAAAGGUCCAAAAAGGGCGCCAUUCCAGCCAAUAGUUAUUGACGAAAUCCUGAACAGUGGCGAAGAAUCCUAUCCAUAAUUAUUUACUUAUAUUAUUCAGCAUUCGUAAAUACUUAUUUUAAUUCUAAUCUUAUCCAGUAAUUAUUCUAAUAAUUAAAUAAAGUAGAGCUCAGUAAUUUAAUAGAAACACAAGAUUAAUUUGUAAUUGAUACAUUUUUUCAAUAAAUAAAGGUAUGUAAUCA